This is a messenger RNA of Lymnaea stagnalis (great pond snail), 12002 nucleotides long. NCBI's taxonomy places the organism in Eukaryota, Metazoa, Mollusca, Gastropoda, Lymnaeidae. The record is from the annotation of a GenBank genome assembly.
CCAGGAAACGAUGAUGGUGAAAGAUUGAUGCCAGUCGUAACUAUGGAUGACACUUCACUUCACCAUCGAUGGAUGCUGUCCAGUAAAUAUUUAAAUAUUUUUUCGCCAACUCCAAGCACCAGUACUCAACAGUACUGUUUGGCGGCCUUGAACGGUUCCUAAUCUCUGUGCACAUAUUAUAUAAUGAAACUGUCUGCGUAACAGUACUUUAUAGAAUCACUUCACUGGCAUUUUAAAAAAAAUAUUUUAGCAAUGGCAAACCUAAUUUACACAGGGUUCAAAUCACCCUAGCCAGUCACGAAUUUAAUUAAUUUAUAACUUUUUUUUUACAAAUUGAUAUUGGAGACAAAAAUUCCUUAACACCGCUCUGGUGACAAGCAGCUGAUCGUACAAAAUGGAAAGUAAACAAUGGCAAUUAACUUCAAGAAAUUCUGUGUAACUGUGUAAAAACAAGAUUACAUUUGGAGUACAAAUACCAAUACAAAUACAAAAUUCAUUAUUUUUUUUACUAUUAGUACUUAGUAUUAUUUACUAUUCUAUGGCUCACUAUGCAAAGAAAGUGUAGAAGUGUAAAUAAAGUUAAAGUUAAAGCCGCACAGUUUAAUUUAUAAGUAGUAGGCUUGGAUUUAAUAAUUAGGCCUACCUAAAUUACAUUCAUACAAAUUAAAACCGACUAUGUUACUAUGUAGGGAAAUUAAUUUUUUUAAAGUAUUCGAAUUGAAUGUUGAAGAAACUUCAAAUUCAAUGUUUUAUUUUUUAUUAAUAAUUAAUUUUGAUAAAAAAAUGCAAAUUAAAUGUGUUGCAGUUUCAGUUGCAUAUGACUGGUGUGGCUACUUACUUUCACAACCAGCCCUCACCCUACUUAAAAUGUUUUAUAGUAAUAGUUUAAUAAUAGUACUGAGUGAAAAAAAAAAAGCUGUCAUGAGCAUCAUGCAUGAUGGUUCAACUCCGGUAAAAAGGUUGAAUAUUUUUGAAGGCGACAGUUAUAUUUAUCAAUAAAAAGCCAUGGGUAAGGUGUAAGACUAUUGUUUAAAGGCCAGCAAAUAUUAUAGAAAAUGAGAAUGAGAAGUUAAAUUUUUUUUUUUGGCUACUCCUAGUUACGAUUGCCACGAUUUAUUUUCCAGGGUGUGACGUCCCUUUGUUUAUUUUUACUAAUUUAUUUUAGGUAUCGAUUUAGGGUUCAGGUUAGGCAUAGGGAUCGAUUUAGGGUUCAGGUUAGGCAUAGGGAUCGAUUUAGGGUUUCAGGUUAGGCAUAGGCAUAGAUGACUUCACGGGAUGUGUUAACCAAGAUGGCGGCCAUUGAGAAAAUAGUGGCAAUCGUAGUCAAAAUUUACCUCUUUUUUUUUUUGAAAAACUUGGACACGGUGUAAAAAACUAACCCCAGUUAAGCCCUACUACAUUAUAACAUUGUUGGAAAAAAAUAAUAAAGAAUAAAGCCUAAAUUAAUAUUAAUAACUUUAUAAUUUUAUACGAGGCAUACUGGCUACUCAUUUAAAAUUCAAAAAUUAUAUUAUAAUUAUUAUAACAAUAAGAGGCUAGGCUUAUAUCACUCAGGCCUCAUAGUUUCCCAAACAUUAUAGUUCCAGAGUGCACACAUUUUUGGGGGGUCAAACUUUGCUGCACUUUGCACAACACUAAAAGUUUACUUACAGAGACAUGAAAAAAUUAGAUAAUAUAUUGACUGUAAGCCUAAUUAUAUUUACAGUAUACUCCUAUAUUGCCCAAUAAUGGGCAUCAUCAUAGUGCUGCAAAGUGACAUAGAAUGACAGAUUAAAACAAAGCAGUGCAUGUCAAUAAAGUUUUCAUAAUUUUUUUUCAACAGUUGUAACCUCAGACUCAUACUUAUCAAAAUGUAUUAUUUUGUUUAAUUGACUGAAAUUCUGAGAAAUAAUGUUCAAACAAUCAAGAUACUCAAAGCUAGAUGUACCACAAAAAAGAGCAAAUUACUUCUACUGUGUCCGGGUAACAAAUCCAGAGAUCCAUGACUCUAUAUUAACCGCCUUGGAAUGGAUUGUUGACAAGGAAGCUCAGUAUGAAGACUUCUGCUACUCAAAAGAGAUACUGCAGGUUACACUUUGUGAAGUGAGUCUUUAUAUUAAAAAUGUGCUAGCUUAAUAAAAUACUUAAGUACUGUUAAAGUUAAGGAAUAUGCCAACAAAUGAUAGGCAUGGGGAUAAGUAGUGAAGAAAAAAAACUAAGGAUUUUUUUAGAAAUUGGAUCAUUCAUCUCAAAAGGGGAAAAAUGAUUCUUCUCAUAAAGGGAAAAAAUGGAAUAAUUUAUUAAAUGAAAAAAACAAAUAAAGCAAGGAAAUACUUUUAUAAAUUACAGCACUAAAAAAAUUAUGUUCAAUCACAAUCAUUAAGUCUUGUAAUUUUAAACAACACUAUAGUACUAGUAUUUGUAGAGUACCCUUCAACUUGAUCAUAAUAUAUCAAUAAUAUCAUGUGCUUGAUGUUAGCAAUGGUUAAUUCUUGAUUACUUUGCUAAUGACUCACAGAAAUGAUUUUGACGUUGUCAUUGUUGAGUAUUUUUACAAAAUUAACUUUAUUUUAAAUAUUUUUGUCUAAACAGGGGAAACAAGGUAAACUUAUCUUGUCUUGCUCUCAGAAAUUUAAUAUAUUGAAAAGAAAGUUUGAACUUGGUGUUCAAUAUUUUAAUUUUUAAAAGAUGCACAGUUUUUUUUUUGUAUAAAUGAUGCAUUUUUUUCCAUUUAUGUAAUCGUACUUGAUUUAUCAUUUACCCGGUUAUAUAAAUGGGUAAACUUCUGGUGAAAACACGAUUCAUAUCUCCUUCAUUUUUCCUGUCAAAAAUACAUUUUAUUGUUUUUCCAUCAAAACUUAUGGAUUUACCCCAAAACUUUUUUCUGCAGUAUUGUGAAAUUUAUCCAUGGCUACAGUUCUUAAAAUAUAUUUGCAUCAUAUUAUUAUCUUCCCUAUGAAAAACAAGAAAAACUGAAUUUUGGGGGUUUGUGCUGAAAAUUUGAUAGAAUUUGUUGUCAUCGGCAAUGGAACUUUGUGCAAAGUUUUAGCUCAAUGGGCAUAUAUUAUGGAGAAUGGGUUGAUUAGGAUUUUGCCACAAAGAAACACACAAACAAAAACAUAGUUAAAAUAAUGGAUUUAAUUCCCUUUGAAAAACAGGAAAAACUGAGCGUGGGAGAUGGGGCUGAAAAUUUGAUAGAAUGUGUUGUAUAAGUCAAGUUUCAGUUCAAUAGAGGAUGAUAGGAAGUGGCUUAAUUAGCCUUGCCACAAGGAAACACAUGAACAAAAACGAAGUUCAAAUAAAAGAUUUUAAAAUUUGGUCCAUGCUAAAUUGGGGGCAAAAGUGGGAAUAAGCCCUGUUCCUAUAUCAAGGGGCAUCACAAACAACAUUAUUCAUGCACACUAUAUAUUUAAGGUAAAUUUAUGUAUAAAUGUAUACAUAUAUAAAUUUUGUGAAAGGGAUAAGACAUGUGAUUAUUGUGAGAUUUUCAUUAAAAAAUAUUCUUACAUUAUACUCAGGUGUGUCUAGAAACAGAAGAUGAUAUUACAAAAGCAAGAAUGGCUCUUCUUGGUGUGUCAGACCUGCUUGGACAAAAUCUUCCAAAAGCUAAACUCCAGAUAAAGGGCUUAACUACUUUGAAUGACAAAGUUUUAGUUGCAGAUGUGCAAUAUGGUGAGGACUUUAGGUACGGGUUCUCUAUCAAAUAAUAUAAAACUAAAAACCCAAUAGAGUGACAUGGAUUUUUUAUUCAUCGUUAAAAAUUAAAAUGCAACAAAUUACUGGAAGUUUAUCAUUCAUUCAAUGAAUUAAUAUAAAGUUGGAAAGUGGAAUGCAAAUAAUGAAGAAUAAAUUAUGAUUUUGGCAGGAAAAAUAACUCUAAAAUAUUAACUUAGAAUUAUAUCAUUAUAGUCUAUAUUGCUGAAAAUUUCAUUGCAUUAGGCUCAUUAGCAUUAUUAGUUUAAAAGUUAUCUAUCUUAAUGUAAAAAGGUCUCGGCCGCUGUCACUUUCAUGAAAUAUUUUUUCUAAUGCCUACUUUUUUCUGAUCUGCAUUACAUUUAUUUUAAAUUUACCCUACUUUUAGAUGGACAUUAUCUGUUUGUAUUGAACAUUUUAUAGCAAUAGCUUUAAUGGUUUAGUAAUUAUGUCAUUUUUUUUAACAAAUAAAUUUUUCGACAAUUGUUGUUAUCCACGCCAUAUGCUCAUAAAGUCAUAUUUAAUUAGAUAUAAUAAGUUAAUUCACAAUUUAUUCUGUUAAACAUUGUAUUUUAAAUGUCUCCUCCAAAUUUGAGAGCUUUAACUUUAAUAGUCAAAAAGAUACAAGCAAAAUAGUACAAAAAGAGUAAUAAUGCCAUCACAGUUUUAAAAAUUAAAUACAAAGCUGAAUAGUGGGGAAAAAUAAAUCAUUAAAAAAUUCAUAACUUUUCUCCUUUAAGUGAUAGAAAGAUUAUCUUGGUGUCAUUGGAAAGCUUAAAGCCAGCUCUUUCUUUCCUAUGAUAUGGUCUAUGUCUCUGUCAGAUGCAUUUGAAAAUUUGAGUUGGAGUACCUAAUAUUGUUUAUAAUACUACUUAUUUUAGAAGCAGAUCAAUUUUAAGUUUACAUCAGUAAAGAUCACCUUGUUAUAUUUAAAAAGAGUAAAAUGGAUUAGUUAUUUAUAUUUAAUAUACUAAACUAUUAAUACUAUGUUGAUCAAAUUCAUUUUUUUUAACAGACACUUUGCUGAUUUACUGACAUCAAAAAUAAAAGACGCUGGUGUCAAUGUUAUUCAGGAUAAUGACUAUAGAGCUCAUAUGACAGUUAUGAGAGUAUGUUGAUUUCUUUUGAGCGAUAAACUGUUAUUAAACCAGCUCUGUACAGAAUAUUUGUGUAUACUGGUACCGGUAUCAAUAAAUAUUGCCUUAACCCUUAUCUAUUUAUACAUUUCUCUUUUAUUGGAUAAAAACAUAAUGAGACUAAUGACUAUUCUUUCAGGUUACUAGUUCAAAAGCAAGGAAAGCAAAAGUUGAAAAAAUUAAUCCAUGGAUUUAUGUGAACCUCAAAAAGACACAUUUUGGUGAUCAGAUGGUGAAUUCAGUUCAUCUCUGUAAAAUGGGAUCUGAAAGGCGGGAUUAUGAUGGCUUUUAUGAAACACCUGCAGAAAUCAUCUUUAGAACUGAAGAGUAACAAGCUUACAAAAAAUUCACUGGUGAGCACCUUGUGGACAGAUGUGACAAGUGGGCACAUGCUACUGACCAGUUAGAGUUAAGGAGAGAUCGUAGGAAAACUUAAUAUUUUCGGGGAAUGAUGAAAACUCAAGUUUCAUUUGAUUCAGACAAAGUCCAAGAAGUCAUGCAUUUUAAGCAAGAUUAUGCGUUUAAAAAAUGCAUCCCACUUCUUUUUUUUAAAAAAAAAGCCAAGAAAGAAUGCAACGAUUACCUGUAAUGAACACACAGAACAGAAUGAAUGAGAAUAGGCUUAAAUCUGUUAAAGAUAAUGUGAUAUAUUACAAACCACUCCUAGUUAAUAGAAUAGCAUGUUGCAAAAUUUAAAAUUUGAAAUUCAUCAAGGUCAGUCAACUGAACACUAUUAUUCAGGCAGGCUUUUCCUGUUGUAAUUAUAUUAAUGAAGACAUUUAUAGGUUUUUUUUUAGGCAUUUAUCUUUAAUUGUGGCAAGAGAAAUCAAAAACUAAUUACAGUAUGUAAGAGAGUUCAGGAUGUUAGAGAUUGAUUUGAAGGGAAAAAUUGAUACAUGAAUUGAGUUGAUUUUACUCUUGUAAUAUUAUUUAAUGUGCUAAUUCUUAUUGCCAUGAGCAUUGUUAUCAAGGUUGAGUUAGUCAAAUUUUAGUUCUUUAAUUUUUAAAAAAUAUUUUUUGCUGGCAUCGGUCCGUCACAAUGGGACGAUGGAGUGAGCUUCGGAGGACGAAAUCCACAUGGCCUGGGAUUAUACUUCAAGGAUUAUAAGCUGGUUCCCAACAGCAAAUCGCCUCUCUCCACGCUGCUGGGUAACCCAAGAGAACAUCAUUGGAUGAUACAGCUUGGCACCAGUGACGUCGCAGGAGUUGUCGGAUUUGCUCAGUUUAGACCACUCGGCCACCCAGCACCCAUUUUUAAAUAUAAGACAAAUGAUACAUUUGUAAAAAAAAAAAAAAUGGGGGGGAUAAUAAAUCUACAUUGACAGUGGUGUAGCUAGGGUUAUUGCUGCCCAAGGUAGGCCAAGAUUUUUGCCACCCCCUUCAACAAAAAAAAAUUCUGCAGUUCAUCAGAAAUGCCAUUCCUCCAUAAAAAGCAAAAAUGGCUGCGCAGGAUGGAACGCUCCUUCAGCACCCCCCCCCCCUUUUUAUUUUCAUACACCACUGACUAUCAGAUAAUGAAUGUUCAAAUAAAUUUUUACCACUUUAUAUUUUAAUUUUAUAGAAGUUUAUUACUUUUCAAUGAUAGGCAUAGAUUGAUUUUGACUUUACUUUGGUAUUGGAUGUUUGUAAAGAUAAUGCACAUAUUUUUAACCAAAUAUUUUUUCUAUCCUUGGUAAAAGUUUGAUAUUGGAGAUUAAUAGUAACUAUUACUAGGUCAAAACAAUCACUUACUGUACAGAGUAUACCAGAGUAUUCAACAGCUUGCCCUAUUUUACUAUAUGACAGUGAGUGGAAUAAAAUCAAUUUAAAUUGAGAGUUUGCAAUUGGUAAAUGUCAGUUUGUUUUCCCUAUCAUCAGUGUUUUUAUGCUUUGACUUACUUUAUGCAAGUGUGUUUUUUUAUCUUUGUGAGGGAGGAAGACCCUAAAGCUCCAAAUUCAAACCCAGAGAUGGAGUCCCGUUGCAGUAUGACAAAGACACAAUAAAAAUAUCUGGCAGCUGCUGUGAUGCUUCUGGUGUCAGGCUGUAUCAUUUACUCAUGAUGGUACCUUGACCUUGGGUUAUCCAAAUGUGUGGAGGAGGGUUUUUCAGGGGNAAAACCAAAACUUGAUCAGCUUGUUCAGUUGUUUAUUACUGGAGGCACCACAGGAUAUAGCAAUUUAAAUAAAACCUGCAAAUUCAGGGUAGUUGGGGGUGGGGGGGGAUAAUGCCCUACCCAAAUGACGUCUCUGAUGAUUUGCUGUGUAGGGAACUAGCCUAUCUUAAAGAAAAAUCCCAAUUCUUGUGACGGACGGAUAUCAGCUUAAAAAAAAAAAAAGGACAGUCACUACCAAGGAAGGGAGGUGGCCAGCUCCCUUUUUUAAAAAAUAGUCAUUAUUAAAUAUAAUGGGCAUGGCAUGGGCCCCGGGCAUGGGACAUUUAUAAAUUAUAUCGAUUUUUGAAAUGGAAUGAGGGAAAUGCCAUGAGGGUUAUCAGGUAGAAAGUAAAAGAAACGGAGUGUGGGAAAACCUUAAAGACGACGAAACGUUGCUUUGUUUUGUCUUUCUUCAGGCUUUUCCUUCCCUGGCCCAGUGUUUAUUACCUCUAAAAUUCCAGCAAAGAAAUGUUCGAUAACGCUUUUUUUGAAGACCUUGGAACUAAGGAGAUUUAAUUCCCUUAGGGAAAGUACCUAAAUCUAUUUAUAGAAAGCUAGUCAUUAUAUUGCACAACUUCCGGGAAAUCAUUAUCAGUUUACUUUGACUACGUCAUGCGUCGAUUAAUCUUAACAUGGGCUCAAUACAUUUUCUGUUAAAUACGCUACCGGUUCAUGCACCAGGCAUUAACCGUCUUAACUUACAAGUCUGAACUUAGAUAUCUCUGCACGCAGCACGCAGGUAAGAAAUUAAAUUUAAUUAAUUCUUACUGGUUAGUUACGAGCCAGGCCUAGCUAGGAUAGCUAGGCUAAAAUUUAUUAUGAUUCCAUAUUCAUAUAAUUUAUAAAUAUAAUAUUAAUUAAUAUAGUCGAUAGUAUUAUGAUAUAGUUAAAAUAUAGUAAUAGUAAAAUAUUUUAUUUUGUUAAAAAUUAUAUAGUAUAGAGUAUUGGCUAAAUAUUUUUUUAUAUCAAUAAUUAGGCCUCCGCAAUAAUGUCAGUUAAGUAAGAGAUGAAUGACUAUGAAUCAUGAACAAUGAAUAUGAAAUGAUCCCUAAUCAUAAUCAAUCACUGCCUAACUUCAUGACGCUAAUUACUAAUUAUUGUAAUUAUUAAAAUUACUUAUACUUAUAUUAAAAUUUAAGUUUAGUGACUUUAAACAUUAGUAAGUCAAUUUUUUUAUCACUUUAAUUUUAAUUACUGUAUAUACUAGUCAAUAAUUGGCAUGAAACAGAGCCUCUGAUUGGUUUAAGUUAAACUUAAUGCUCCUUAAGUUUUUAAAAAUAAUUUUAUAAAGUGUUUUGGACAGCAUGUGUGAGUGGUGAUGCCUAAAUGCCCCAUGGUGCUAAAUGUCCUCUUUACCCUUACAUGUUGAUAUUCAUCAUAAAUUGUGUUAUAGUAGUAGCAAAUGGUUGUUGCCAGUAGGCUAUGUGUUUUUUUAUAAUGUAGGUCUGUUAUCAAACUUAUUAAAAGAAACGAAGUGUCUACACGUCCGGCCAGACACUGCCAAAAAGAAAUAGUUAAAACUAAUAAAACUACCUUUACUAUGCCCUGCUGAUAUCUAAACUGCUAACAAUGAACAAUCAUUGAUGUAACAGAUUUUAUCUUAUAGUUAUAGGGCUUACAACUCGGCUAUGUAAUAUCCUUUUUUUUUUCUUCUUUUUUAUCAGUGUUAACAGCAUGGCGGCAACCAUUUCUCCCUCUACAACCAGCUCAGCAAACUCUGGGAGCAAUGACACCACCAACCAAGCCAGAGAAGUUGCAUCCAUCAAAGCAGCUUUUCCAAACAGAUGCAGAGUAAUAUGUGACAUUGGCAACUACACCAACGUAGUCACUGUGCAGCCAGAAAACUUGGAUGUUACAAUAAAAUUUCAAUUAACAUGUAAGACUCUUUUUUUUUUUAUCCUUCAUAAGGUAAUAUUUUGUCUUAAGCAAAUGAUGAGUCAGAGUAUAAUAUUUCUAACAUUAUAUACCAUAACUAUGCUUAUAGCAGAGAAACAAGGCUUUAACAUUUUUAUUUUAAGGAAAGGGGUAUGUUGAGUCAUGUAAUUUUCUUCCCCUGUUAUUCUUAAGUAAUUAUCAGCUAUAUCUAUUUCAAUGGUCUAUAUUUCACAAACAGAAAACUCUGAAUACCAACUUCCUUUCCCCUGCAGUAGAGAAAAUAGGACCAUAUUUAUUAAAAAUUAAUUUCUAACUGUUAACAUAAAAAAUAUACGAUGUAAAACAUUUCAAUAAUCACAAUAAAUUAGAAAAUAUUUAAAAAAUUUUAAAGAAUUUUAAUUGAUACAAUUUUUCAUACUUUUUCAAUGAAAACAAGAAAAUAUGAGUUAUAUUAUUAUUAUUAUUAUAUUAUAAUUCAAAUUUAUUAUUUUUUUAAAGCUGCAUAUCCAAGUGUAAUUCCUGAGAUAUCCAUUCGCUCAGAAUCAUUGUCACCGGAAAGUAUACUAGAUGUCCAACAGAAGCUGAGAUCCCAUGCCAGAAAGCUGAUUGGUCAGCUCAUGAUUCAGACGCUCAUUCAAGAGGCUGAAGUUGAACUGCGUGCCGUGGGUCUCAAGCCAGGAAAAGCAGCCGUAGCAGCCAGUGGUAAAACACAGCCAAAGAAAAGGAAACAAAAGAAGAAGAGGAAGUCGGAGGAGGAGGAGGAUGAAAACAAGAAGCUCCCAUCAAUGAAAACUGCAGACGAUGUCGUCAAGAGAAUUAUCUGGGAUGAUAAUUUAGAAAAGGAUGAUUUUAUUGUUGGAUACGUGGACAGAUUUAAAGGACUUGUGGAGAAAAGCUUCUCAGAUUUCACCUGGGAAGACCUAGCCUCUUUAGACAAUGAUGUUCUUGCCGUGCCCAAACAUAGGAUCCAGUACUUUAAAUAUAAAACUGUCAAAGUCUGGGACAAAACUAGAAGAAUUGACAACGUCUUUGGUUCGGCCGAAGGAACAAAAACGAUUGAUGUUGUUAUGAAAGAAUUUGAAGAGAUGGGUGGCCUUCAACCAGCAGGUGGGGCUGUUGCUGACCGGACAAAUAGUAAUUCUGAAACUGAUGCUGAUAGUUCCGAUGACAGUGAUGAUGAUGAUGGUAUAAUGGUUACUAUAGGACCGUCAGCCAGCAUUGGCACCGAUGCAAAAAACAGAGCCCAGCAAAAACAGAAUGAGGACGACAAAAUCGAUAGAGACAACGAGGAGAGAAACGGGUUCAACCCAUACUGGCGUGACAAGCUGCGACCAAACUACUUCCUGUGCGUCAGAAUCAGCAACGAUGAUAUCAUGGAUAAAAUAUGCAACAUACAGGACAGGCUGAUGGAGGCCGAGCCACUGUUCAGCGAGUGCUGCAUCCCCGGGGUUGCACUUCAUGUUACGCUGAACACCCUGGGUCUCGACACCCCAGAGCAUCUGAUUCAGUGUGUUGAAGCACUGAAGAAAAUGAAACCAGAAUUGGAGUCAGCCUUGCCAAAGUCUGUGUUGAAACUUCAGGGUGUUUCUAACUUUUACAAUCGUGUUGUCUAUGCCCAGGUACAAUACCAAAAAGAUUUUCUCGACUUUUGCAAUUUAUUGAAAACUCUCCUGAGCGAAGCUGGCGUCCAGAUCAGGGAUGGGUACGAGUUUGUACCUCAUGUGACCAUCAUGAAGACAACGAGGCCUGUCUCCAGAUUGCGGGGCACGAAAAAUGUCAACCCUCAGCUGUAUUCGAAAUAUGUCAACACAGAGUUCGGAGAGCAGAAGAUAGAUAGCAUUUAUUUGUGUUCUAUGGGGGAUGACAGGAGAGAAGAUGGUUUUUAUAAGACCCCUUUGGAGUUACAUUUCAAUGCAUAAGACUUAGUGUGAGAAUGUGUGAAGGAAGAUUUUUUUGUAUUGCCAGAAAAAAAAAUAGUGAUUUUUUUUUUAAAAUUCCAAAAAGCUUUUUAAUGGCUUCUAGUUCAUAACUUUAAAUAAUGUAAAUAUUUAUUUUGUAGUGCAAUUUGUCAUUUGAUCACUUGUGAUAAAUAUAAAACUAUUAAAAUUCUGUUUACCUAAUUUCUGUGAUGGGUAGAUAAUAAUAACGUUUUAAGAGUGUUUAAUCAUUUUAAAUUGAGAAAAUGGUAGAUGCAGAUUUAAACUGUACAUUUAUUCUGGUUUCUUUUUUUAUUUGCUUUUGCGUGAAUUUUAAGGAAAAUUGUUCAAUGUUGGAUCUGUGAAAUCUUACAAGUUUUACCAAUGACACAUUUGACUACAGACUUAACCUGUUCAGUUUUGAAGUAUUUGUAUCCCCAAAAGUUAGAAUUUAAAAAAAAAAUAUUUUUUGUGAUGCUGAGAAUUUAUUGUAAACUAUCUGUUUUGAUUAACUAGCACUUAUUCAGGCCUUUUUUUAUGCCGUUGAAUACUCCACUCUUAUAAGUAGGACUUAAAUGGAUUGGCAUUAAUAAAUGAUAAAGUGUAAAAUAUUAUUUAAAAAGUGAUACAUUCCAAAAUAUCAGAGUAUUGAUAUAAAUGCCAUAAAUUGAUUUUGAUUUAAGUUUCAAAAAUAUAAAACUAAAUAUUUUUAUGCCCUGGUGAAAUCCCAAAAGUUUAGCCUGCUUACACCCACAUACAUCAUUUGUGCAAUGCUAUAGAUAAACCCCAAAGUGCCUUCUUGGAUGGUCAUCCCUUUCGCACCGCCCCUCUCUCCCACAGUAUGCACUGGUUGCUGCAACUCUUCAUGGAAAAUGAUUUUUUGUAAUAUCUGGACCAAUAGAAUAUAUCUAAUUUGAAAGUACAAGAUAUAAUCAGGUCAGUGGUGCAGCCAGGAAUAGUGCCCCCCCUUAGUAAAAAAAAAACCACUACAGUUGGCCAAAAAUUCCACCCCUCCAUCUAAAGAAAAAAGUUCCACCCAGGGCGGAAUGCACCCUCCUUCCUUUACCACUGGAUAAAAAAAUCUAUAAGAAUAAUUAUUACAAAUUUGUAUAAAUUACACAUUUUUAUUUCUUGUACUUUAUACUUCCCCAGCGUUUGCUAUUUAUAUGAUCGUUUACUAUUUUCUGAUUUUUCUAUGCUGCAAUUGCAGUGUGUUUGAUUGCGGCAUUGUGUUCAUGAAACAUGACCAAUAAAUUAAAUUGAUUAUUUUG